AUGGCGAGGCACCUCCCAAUACGUGUAACGCACCGCAGCAGCCCCGAUCACAGGUGCAUGGCCAUAUCCAGCGAUGGGAACACGAUAGCGCUCGCCGUCAAGAACGAAAUCGUUAUCUUCCCGACGUACUCGCCGUCGCUACCAAGCUACAAGCUGGUAUUCGACACAGAGCUACACAAGCUCAACGUACAGCUGCAACGAGGAGCGUGUGCUGAUCGGCAACAAUGUGCGCUUAUCAGCGAAUUUGGGUCCCCAAAGGAGCGCGCCAUUCAAAACAUUCGCGGGGUUGUUCACAUGGCAUUCCACGGAGAGGAAGAUGAAUACCUGAUUGCACUAGGCAAGAGCAACAUCGCCAUUUACGACCUCAUGGAAGAGGAGGCGAAUCCCAUAAUCACCGCGGGACUGCGAAGGGAACUCGACGAAAGUGCAAAGGUCUGCUUUUACCCGAUGAACCUGGAGAGGCGCACCGUCAAAAUCAACCUAUUCCCGGAGAAGGGGCUAUCGUGCUUCGAAUUCAUGAUCAGCGACGUUAAAAUGGAAAUCAACUACUAUAGGUUGGUCUUCUGCGAAACUGACAAAUGGUGGUACCACGAUUGCGGAGCAGCAGUUAACGUGCUCAGCAACAUUGAGCACCGAGGUGCGCAAACAUUGGUGGAACCAAUCCCCGUCAAACCGGAAAUAAAGCGAGUAAAAAUCGACACUGAUGAUGAUGAUGAAGAAGAAGACGAAGAAGACGAAGAAGAUUAUGAAGGUGAAGAAAAUGAAGAGGAGGAAGACGGCGCUGAUGAACGUGAAGAGGAGGACGAGGAGGAGGAGCGAGUGCACCAAGGGCACGGAGAUGAAGAGGAGGAGGAGGAGGAGGAAGAAGAAGAAGAAGAAGGGGACGAAGAUGAUGAAGAUGACCAUGAUGAUGAAGACCGGCAAGGAGAAGAAAGUGAAGAAAAGGAGGAGUACAUCAAAGAGCUGACUCAAACAACGAGGGCAAAACGGUUUACCCGAUCGCCACCAGUCGUAUUAGGCAGGGAAAACAUCUCUCUACAAAACUCCUCAGACGGUUAUUCCGAUGGCUUUUUCGCCGAGCAAUCAGAUGCGGUCUAUGCGGAUAACUACAAGCCUUUGAUCCGAAGUGCGGACGACAAGGAGAAUUUCGGCGCUUCUGAUGACAAUGCCGGCGAUUGUUAUGUGCAAGGGAACCCAAAUAACGUUCAUAGGAAUAGAUUCGAUUCGCCACGUGGGCGCGAGAAUCCGAAAAGUGCAGACCAGCAUGGAAACUAUGGGGAAGGGUUUGAGAAUGGGCCUUCCAGCAUUUACAACCAGAUGUCGCUGACUUACAGCGGUUCAAGUGAUAUGGAUAUUCAAAUCGAUGAGUUGGAGAUACGUGGAAGUGCAGACCAGCACAAGCAGGACUAUGACGAUGAGGAUGAUGACGAAUAUGAUAUGGAUAUAUCUGACGAUACAGACGAGAACUUCUAUAAUGCACAGAAGCACGCCAGAAGCAGUGGUGGCGCAGCAGAUACGGAUGACAACACGAUAGAUGAAGGUUCCUUAUCAGGAGAUGCGUACCAUGGCGAAAACGAAUCGGAUACAAACAUGGCCGACAUAAACGACGCGGGUGACCACAGUUCUGAAGAUGUGAGCGAUGACAUGUCCACGGCAACUCCGAGCAGGCGAAUUAGGAAUCUCGCUGAUGUAUCGCAAGGGUGGACUGCCGUAGGGCAACCGGACGGCACGCUGGAGAGUAGGGUGUCACUAGGCGAAACCCAAACCAGCGCCGGGAACGAAACUGGACUUGGAAAGGGCAAGGUAAUGGCGAAACACGUUACUCCAGCCCAACAUCCAGCUGAAGAAACGCCAUUCGCCGACCCGGAAGUUGAAGCAGAGCUGAGGGUAGAGCAGAGCCAGACGCCUGUGCCGCAUGCGGAUCCGGGCAAAACCAUAGUGGUGUUCAGCGUCCUACCGGCAUCAAUGACCAACGCAAAUGUGAACCGAAAGGUGGCCAGCGAAUACCCUGUCAUGGAGGACGAACAGCUACUGAACGAGGCGUUAGGAGAGACCAAUUCAGCCUUAGAGGGCAGGUGUAUCACUGUGAACUAUGGCAGGGUGUUUUUAAUGAUUGCCGCGCACGAGUUUGGAUACGUCGGGAUCUUCAGAAUAACCGUUGACUAUAAGACGAGUACGAUCAUGCCAGAAGGCCGAAUUCUGCAGGUGGUCAGCGGCCAACCCAGCGCUACACCCAUCUGUCGGAUACAACUCAUCUCCCCUAUUGCAGUAGAAAACAUCGCAUACAGCCAAGGGAUCCUUGGGGUCUUCGCCGUGCUCGGGGGAGACGCGUCUUUGGUUAUGCGUUGUGGUUUACCGGAAGUUACGUAUAACUUCGGUCACGCGGAAGUCCACAAUGGCGAGGUUACCAUAACGGCCAGCAUGGAUGAUGCUGUGACAGAUCUACAAACCGUCUUCAGACACCACGAGACGGCGAUGAACGCACUGCGGUACAAGGUGGGCGCAUUUGGAUAUUGCAGGGGCGAUUGCUUUUUCGUCACCAACUCGAGUUCGGGGCUUAAAAUAUUCGGCAUGGAGGCGGACGCUAGGGGCAGGUUUCUAAAGGUCGCCAUCAGGUGCUCGAAGCACUUCGGCUUUAACGACCUUGUAUGGAUUCCACACUCAAUGCGAGUUGCGCUGCUGGGCCGAGACGGGAGGAUGGCUAUACUGAGCCCGGAGCAGUCCACCGAGUGGGCUAAACUCGUGCCCAAUUUUAAGCGAAUCGAGAAAAAUGCGGAGUACGUCGAAAAGGAAUCCGAGUUCGACACGACACUUCCGACAGACGAGGAUGAGAUAAAUAGGGUGAUCGACUAUGACAAAGCUCACCACCGGGACAGGUACCCGUUCUUCUACAAGGCCUCAUAUGCUGUGUUCGGGUACCGGGGACCACCAACUGCGGGCAAACCCGACUUUGUCGGCAAGCCCAUAUUGCAUAACAAGGGUAUCAUUGACCAAUACAUCGAACGGCUCUGGUUGUGA
Molecule: messenger RNA, 3018 nt
Organism: Babesia bigemina
Lineage: Eukaryota; Apicomplexa; Aconoidasida; Piroplasmida; Babesiidae
Exons: 1
Coding region: 1-3018 (1005 amino acids)
Source: RefSeq, a predicted model, not a curated record